Giardia duodenalis is the source of this 3207-nucleotide messenger RNA. RefSeq lists its product as uncharacterized. Gene Ontology annotation, cellular component: U4/U6 x U5 tri-snRNP complex; catalytic step 2 spliceosome. Gene Ontology annotation, molecular function: protein binding. Gene Ontology annotation, biological process: mRNA splicing, via spliceosome; spliceosomal tri-snRNP complex assembly. NCBI's taxonomy places the organism in Eukaryota, Fornicata, Diplomonadida, Hexamitidae. The transcript has a single exon. The record is from RefSeq and is a predicted model, not a curated record. The coding region runs from base 1 to 3207 and encodes 1068 amino acids.
AUGGAGACAGCUCGUGCUUUCCCACGAAACAGCUCAGCACCCACACCAUAUAGGAGUAAGGGGGUUGUGGAUGUCAUUAAUAAAAGCUCGAGUAUUGCGCUUUUUGCUGAUCAGUCUUAUAGCCCAUAUCAAUCAGCAUUCAACUCAACAUCUGAUAGUCUAUCGGUGAGUGAUUUCCCUCAAAACCCUGGGAUGCAUAGUGUGAUUCACAUUUACGACUGCCAUAUUGUCCCCUCUCCAGCUCCCUGGAAUGCCCCCACUCCCGUCAUAGACGCAUACGACCCCAUCAUAACCUUUCCUACCUCAAUUACCAACUCUCCGUUUCUUCAGCGUAACUCAUCAACGGGAAGAGGAUCAAUCAACUCUGCUGGUAUGUCGGGGUCUGCUUUGCUACGCCUAUCCACGUCGUACGCACGGGCCUCCCCGCUUUCUGAGCGAGAUCUUGCGGCUGCAUCCCCUCUCUCUCCGGUAAUGAAUGCAGCGGACGCCUUGCGAUCAUCUGUUAACCAGUUUGCAGAGAGUACUACGAACGCGUACGAAACCAACGGAGAGAUAUUCUUUCCUCGCGUUAAGAUAUUGCAGGAUUGUCGCGACGAGGAAGACGUCACCGAAAAAGAAGGUGUACAGAGUCUCAUCACAGAGUAUCUUCCCGAGAACAACCCUUCCGCCUCCAUUGCUCUCUCAACCUUUGAAGUGAUUGCAGAGGAACAAUUGGGGGUUAGAUCUACGAGUUCUCAUGAGAGAUCUGAAUCAAAGGUUAGCCGUGAGCAACUUCUAGAUGACCAAUAUUAUCAGGGUGUGGACAUUGCAUCAUUUAUGCCGUUUCCUCAGCGGGUGGGAGAGCAUGGAGACAAGGGUGGUCGAUGGAGAGGAAAGGGGGCGCCCGUUGGGGUUCCAUUUGGGGUACAGAACUACCAAUCUACUCAGUCAUCCAGCUCUCGGCGUCUCCUUUCCUCCGCGGUUAAGCACCAAAGCCGCGCAGUCCCCAAAGAGGUCUUUGCGUCAUCCGUUGAUGACGCGUUUCUGCCUCUGAAGGGGUUAACAGAACAGCAGCUCUCUUUCACUACAACACCUGUUAUGACUCACAGAACAGAGGAUGAUGAUCAGUAUCGGUACUCACUAAAAACUAAGUUCUCUAAGCAUAACGCUGAUGAGGAUUCUGCGCUCUCUGGAAAGGAUAAAGGCAUGUCUCCAAUCACUCACAAGUAUACUAACCAAAUUAGCCGUGACACCUCUGGCUCAAUUCGUCUUGGGGAGACGCUACUCGCCGAAGCCAGUCCAGACCAACGUAUCUCAAUUAUCAAACGUCUGCUUAAAGCUGCAAUGACCCACAGAGACAUUGAAGUGGUUAUCUACUUUACUGCUAAGCUGGUGGAUAUGGCGUCUAUCGACUCUCGUGUGUCUAGGGAGAUAACAGACUACAUCCGUUUCUUAGAAGAGCAUGGAUAUGUAGCUAAAGCUGCUGCUCUCCUGAUAAAGUGUGUAGAAAAUCACCUUCGAUCCGCAGACGGUGCGAAUUUCCCAGAGCAGCUUAUCCUUAAGGCUCUUAAGCUCUACGAAUCUAUAGGGGAAUAUGACUCGUGCUAUCAUUUAAUUGAGCGUACAGUUCAGCAGUAUACGCAACCACCUUUCUAUACUUGUGGUUCUAACUUUCCAACCGGCGGCAGCAUGAAUAGGCACUCUGUUAGUCUAGACAAGUAUUGGAGAGUCAUCUUUUUUGGUGCAUAUCUUGAGAUGCUGCAAGGAAACCAUGGCCGAAGCCGAGAAAUAAUCUCGUAUCUAAUUCUUCAUACCAAGGAACCAGGCCCUGUGAUAGUAGAUUACCUGGAGCUAGAAUUGAAGUAUGGUUCCUUUAAGUGCGCAUUCAGUUACAUCUUCCAGUACUUCUUGCGCGAAGAAAUCUUGUAUUCACCGCUGUCGCUUCUAUCCUUUGAGCUGAUGAUGCGGGGGUUUCCCAACAACAUAAAGCUUAUCAUGGGAAUACUCAAGAAGAUGACAAGCAGCUGCGCGAUCAACGACAUACGCUGGAAGCUAAAGUGCUUGUGUGCACUGUAUUGCAUAAGGAACAAUAACGCAGAGCAAGCUCUCAAUCUCUGCUUUAAGGCGCUAUCCUGUGCUAAGGAUGGCGUCCAGUGGCGCAUCUUUGUCCUCAUAGCCAAGAUUUACUUUAUACGCAGCUGCAAGAGCAACGUAUCUGACUACUGGGUGAGGGAAAUGAAGGAGAAGCUGUUCAACAAUCUUACACAGGCGUAUCAGACGGCUCCAUUGAAAUCACGGCUUUUUGUUAUAAUUGAAAGGGCACACUACUAUGAAUACUAUGGAGAUAUCAACACCGCAUUAAGCUUGCUGCUCGAAGCAAUCAGCACGAAUCAAAAAGAGUGGAAAUACACGUUAGAAUACGCAAAUAUUCUUCGUAGACACAACAGGCUAGUGGAGGCCUUGGAAAGCAUUGCCUUCUCCCUUACUCUGGGAGAUAAUGUAAGUACAGGGCGGCUCUGGGCUCUGUAUGCGUCUACGGCACAGUCAAAAGGUGCAAGCUCACAUUACAUGGUAAUAAAGGCGGCCGUCUAUCACUGUCCAAAAAGUGCUGACGUCUGGGUAGAGCUUGCUCGACUGUUCCUCAAUCCAGCAUACAAUUGCUUCAACACUGCUACUGCAGAGGAUGCUCUUGCUAAAGCGGUAUACUAUACCCCGCAAUACGGAGACACGUACAUUGAGUGGCUAAGGCUUCUAGUAAUUAAGUACCUUGUAUACGGCACGAAUAUCUCCUCUGUUGUGCGACAGUGCCUCGGUUUAUGUAUUGACAUGAAGCCUACGUACGGUAAUUUGUGGUCAUACUGCAAAGCAAAAACAGUCCAUCUGGGGUAUUGCCCUGUUAAAGACUACAAUGGACCAGCAUCUGUUUCUAAGAGCAUCGUUGAUUGUGCGUUCUUCCACGUUAUCCAGGACGUUUAUCAGAACCUAGACCUAUAUAAGGUGGCGUGCAGAUUUCAAAAAGAGUACGCUGACCAGGCCACAGGUGGAGUGAUUGGGGCACUCUCCCUUAGACCCGAGGACGUGCAAAAGAAAACUCCAACACAAAGGUGGUACAACUUCAAUACAGCAAUCGGCCUAUUUGAUAAGCUGCACGCAGAAGCACUAAACAACCCAUUAAGCGACAAGAAGGAGAGGGCUGAUUUGAUUUUUGGCAGUGAUCUUGUUCUCUAG